GAACAAGAUGCUGAGAGUGCUAGGCGAGAAAGAGGAAUAGCUCUUAAGGCUCGAGAAGAAGAAGAAGAAUCCGAAAGUGAGUCGGAUGAUGAGAUGAGCAUGUUUGCGAAGCAAUUCGGAAGGAUGUACCGAAAGUUCAAGAACAAUCGCGCCAAACAAGGUAAAAGGAAUACUCAAUCCUUUAAUAACCAAGGUUGUUUUGUUUGUGGUUCCUUUGAGCACAGGGCUAAGGACUGCCCACAAAAGAAAAAUGAGAAAACCUACGACAAGAACAAGUCCAGUUCCAACCGGAGGUUCAGUGAAGACAAAAGCUUCAAUAGAGAUCUCAAGAAGGCAAUGAUGGCCGCAUGGGGAAACUCAUCCGAUGAUGAAGAAGAAGAAAAUGAUAAGAACUCCAAUCAUGCGGGUCUAUGUCUUAUGGCACUCUCCGACGAGGAAUCCGACCAAGAAAGCUUUGAGGUCUGGGUUCCACGCACUAAACCUUAAACCUGGAACAGCGCCGAGUGAGGGGGAACAAUCACUGGUUCCUUGACAGUGGUUGUUCUAAGCACAUGACGG
This is a messenger RNA of Cuscuta epithymum, 558 nucleotides long. NCBI's taxonomy places the organism in Eukaryota, Viridiplantae, Streptophyta, Magnoliopsida, Solanales, Convolvulaceae. The record is from the annotation of a GenBank genome assembly.